AUGGCUCUCCGCUUUGCAGGAAAGCACUGUGCAGUAGUGGGAGGUACAGGCAUCAUAGGUUCCCAUAUUGCAAAGGCUUUUGCUGCCAAUGGUGCCGUCGUCAGUGUGCUUGGCCGCUCUGCUGUUGAUAUGCGUCCUGCUCUUGAGAGCAGGCUUCAGCCAUAUAAGCCGCCAAUAGAGGCAACUUCAUCUACCAAAGGCCCCAAUUCCCAUCAAUUUAUCCGUAUAGAUGUUUCUGACGCAGCAAACAUCAAAAGCGUCUUCUCAUCGCGCCCUAGCAACGAUGGUGGCCAGCCUCAUACCGUCGGUCCUGUUGAUGUUCUAGUCAACUGCGCCGGUAUUUCACAGACCACAUUGCUUAAACGAACCCCAGAUGAGGAGCUCUUUAACAUUGUCAACACCAACUUAACUGCAGCCAUGUUGGUGUGCAAGUAUGCCAAUAUGCAAGCGCAAGGAUGUAUUAUAAACGUGUCUAGCCUUAUGGCUGUGAAGGGCGCCCUCGGAACAACAGCAUACGCUGCUUCAAAAGCUGGACUUAUAGGCUUCACCCGCGCCCUUUGCCAUGAAAUGUCCGCCCGCUCUAUCCGUGUCAACGCCUUACUCCCGGGAUGGGUUGACAGCGAAAUGUGGAAAUGUCUAAAGCCGGAGCUAAAAGAAGCGUAUCUACGAGAGACACCACUCCGUCGUGUCGCAAGUCCAGAUGAGGUUGCUGAUGCAGCUGUCUUCCUUGCAUCAAAUGGCUUUGCCAACAAUUGUGUGCUCAACCUUGAUGGUGGUAUGAGCGCAUCGUGA
Molecule: messenger RNA, 792 nt
Organism: [Torrubiella] hemipterigena
Lineage: Eukaryota; Fungi; Ascomycota; Sordariomycetes; Hypocreales; Clavicipitaceae
Source: the annotation of a GenBank genome assembly